CGCGUACACAUCGUUCCGUCGCGAGUUUUUAUUUUAAAGCAUUUUGUGGCUUUAAAAAGUGAUCGCGACCCGAAGAAGUGUGUUUUUUCGAUCGGCACCAGACGGCAGCGUUUGUUGGUGAGAUUUUUAGGUUGAAUAAAGCCGAAAUAAUUGUGAUUAGAAGCAAUCGAAAACCGUCGGAAAAUUGAAUUGAUUGCAGUGGCUUGCACGUAUCGAUUUUGUUUCAUGCGGCCGGGUGGCGCUCCGAAAGAGGGCUUCGCAUAUUAAUUCAGCACCGACACAGAGGAAAACCGGUGUUUUGCGAUAGUGGUGGUGCGUGGAAGAAACUGACAGCUAGCUAAAAGUGCGUUGUUUUGGAAUUGCUGGACUUCGUGAAUUAGUAAAUUUUGCUUAAAACCAGUGAUAAUGGAUAUGUCAGGUCCUCCUAGGGGUGGCUACCGCGGACGCGGUGGCUUCGGGGAACGAGGACGUGGGGGUUUCGGAGACCGAGGCAGGUCAUCGCCCUUCUAUGGAAGCCGCGGCGGUGGACGCGGUGGUCCGUCAAUGGGCCGCAUGGGUAUGGGAGGUGGUCCUCCGAUGAUGCGCGGCCGUGGUCUGAUGCGUGGGGGUCCACCUCGUGGUAUGGGAGGACCACCACGCGGUGGCCCUCCGAUGUCACGCGGCGGACCGUAUGGCGGACGACCUCCGCUAGGAUCGAGCAGUUAUGGUUCGUCGGUACCCCGCAGCAGCAGCAGUUAUCCUUCCUCGGUUUCCAACGGAUCCGGCCCGCCGCCGUCUUCUACGACCGAAAACGGCGGAGAUUUGAAAUCAGCUGAUACCACAACGGCAAAGACCGUUGCUGCAACCAGUGGCAGUACGCCUACAUCGACGUCCAAUUCGACUGCUCCUUCUUCAGCACAGAAAUCGAGCGUUCCACCAUCGUCUCAGACUGCUAGCUCGGAGUCCGGUCGAGCAACGCCACCACAACCGAUCAAAACAGCAGACUCGAGCAGUCUUUCACAUCCCCGCGAGUCGCAAGAAACGUCAUAUCAUUCGAGUGGUAGUUCUUAUCAUUCAUCACGUGGUAUGGGCGGUUAUCGUGGUCGUAGUAGUUAUCCUCCGCGUGGCAUGGGACGUGGUCGUGGUGGGUAUGGUGGAGGCUAUGAUGGUCCUCGUCCAUUCCGUGGAGGCUAUGAAGGCGGUCGGGGCCGUGGUCGUGGCGGUGGAUACGGUGGAGGUCCAGGAGGUUACGGCCAGCCAAGUUAUAACAGCGGAUAUAACAGUGGACCUCCUCCGCCACCUCCAUCGUACGGUCAAAUGUCAGGCUAUGGACAGCAAGGCUACAGUCAAGGUCCUCCGCGACAACAGUUUGACACGCGACAGCCAUCCAAUACAACUACAGUGACACCCAUCAAACGUGGUGGAAUGCCGGGCGGUCCUCCAGGACCUAAACGAGGCCGUUACGAUUCCGGUCCCCCGAGCAGAUCUCUACCACCGAAGAGUAUGCCACCGCAUCACGGUGCCCCUGCGCCGGUUUCAUCGUACAGCGCUCAGCCUGCGAUGGCAACUCAUGGAAGUUAUCCUGAACAUACCCACCCGCCAGCCAGUAUGGAUCAUUAUGGAACGCAUGGUGCCGCCAGCAGUACCGGCUAUGGAGCGACCGCUGCCACCCAAGGUAGCUACGCUGCUAAUGGCUAUGGUCAAACCACGUACGCGACAACAGCGGUACCGUCAACCGCAUAUGCAACCGGAACGGAGUACGAUGCGAGUCAUUACGACUAUAGUUCCGGCACGUACGACACACGGUAUCAGACCAGCUAUUCUACCGACUACAGCCAAUCGUACGGUACCACGACCGAUUACAGCGCUGUGUCGACGGAAACCUAUCCUAGCACACAGUACGAUGACCGGUCAGCCUACACGGGAUACGACACGCAAGCCUACUCGCAAGGCUAUGCAAAGACCGAUCAGUACGCUCAAGGUGGUUAUUACUAAGCAAACAAAAAGUAAGCAACCACAGCAAAAACAGAGAUAAAUAUGUGUGUGAUUGUAUGCAAAAGCGAUUGAUAAAACUAAGCAACAAAACAAACAGAUAAGCUGCAAAGCAUCUCAUCCAUGAGAAUACUAUACUAACCAUACUAUGCCCAAGUAAAUAGUACUGGAAACUUGACGCAGAAUAGUCGCACGCGAAUGCGACCUACCGACAUACUGAAAUAUCAUUGAUUAAUGGCGAAUAUCCGAUUAAAUUGAAGAAAUGCACACACUACUAAGGGUGAACAACCGUAUCAUAAAACACACGGCAUCGGAAGAGCAAAUCAAUGAGAAAAACGAAACAAAAAAGUAAAGCAAAAAGAUGGUGUGAGAAAACAUAAGUCUAUGGAUAACUUAAACGAUUCGUGGUCCAGCCUAGGAAUGGAUUGCUUGUCUUAAUUUUACAUAAAUUAACUUCUACUGCAGUAUGAUUCGAGAGUUACAUUUUAAUCCAAUUUCUUGGCAGUUGUAUAAUAACUUUACUAGCGGUAACAUUUAGUACGCAGAAUGUAGAAUUAUGCAUCAAAUCAAUACCUUGAAUAAAGUGUUUAGGAAACAAAACAAAACAAAAAAAACGGUGUCCAUCAUCAAUGCAUGGUAGAAGAUUACAAAACAAUAUCCGUAGCAUCUUACUCUCUCAAAGCACAGAAAUAAAUUAUA
Sabethes cyaneus is the source of this 2670-nucleotide messenger RNA. RefSeq names its product collagen alpha-1(III) chain-like. The record is from RefSeq and is a predicted model, not a curated record. NCBI's taxonomy places the organism in Eukaryota, Metazoa, Arthropoda, Insecta, Diptera, Culicidae. The transcript has 4 exons. The coding region runs from base 406 to 1974 and encodes 522 amino acids.